Molecule: messenger RNA, 2140 nt
Organism: Aphidius gifuensis
Lineage: Eukaryota; Metazoa; Arthropoda; Insecta; Hymenoptera; Braconidae
Gene: SCCRO
Product: DCN1-like protein 1
Exons: 5
Coding region: 130-924 (264 amino acids)
Biological process (GO): protein neddylation; positive regulation of ubiquitin-protein transferase activity
Cellular component (GO): ubiquitin ligase complex
Molecular function (GO): ubiquitin-like protein binding; cullin family protein binding; ubiquitin conjugating enzyme binding
Source: RefSeq, a predicted model, not a curated record
UAAUAGUUGAAUAAUUUUUUUUUUUUUUCAACUUGCAACAAUUUUCUAACACAGGCAUGCGCAUAUUUCAUGUCAAGUGUUGUUAGAAGUAAUAUUUUGGUUUUUCGGGGGCCUAUAAAUUAAUUAAAAAUGCAUAAGCUUAAAUUUUCCCAAAAAGACAAAGUGAAAAAAUUCAUAACUUUCACUCAAACUGGUGAGCAGACAGCAAUUUACUGCUUAACACAAAAUGACUGGAAAUUAGAAUUGGCAAGUGACAAUUAUUUUCAAAAUCCAGAUGCUUACUAUAAGGAUACCAGGGGCGGUCACUCAGUGGACAAGAAAAAACUGGAAAUAUUAUUUGCACGAUAUCAAGAUCCAAGUGAGCCAGAUAAAAUAACUGAGGAUGGAAUAAUGAAGUUUCUUGAUGACUUGGGACUCAGUCCAGAAAGCAGACUAGUGUUGAUUAUUGCAUGGAAAUUUAGAGCAGAAACACAGUGUGAAUUUACACGUGAUGAAUUUAUGACUGGCAUGAAUGAACUUGGAGUUGAUGGAGUUGACAAAUUAAAAUCUCGUUUAAAUAGUUUAGAAAAUGAAAUUCGUGAUACACAAAAAUUUAGAGAUUUUUAUCAUUUUACAUUUAAUUAUGCUAAAAAUCCAGGACAAAAAGGACUUGAUCUUGAUAUGGCAAUAGCAUACUGGAAUAUUGUGCUAAGUGAUAAAUUUAAAUUUUUACAAUUAUGGUGUCAAUUUCUUCAGGAACAUCACAAAAGAUCAAUUCCAAAAGACACAUGGAAUCUUUUACUUGAUUUUGCAUUAAUGAUUGAUUCAGACAUGGCUAAUUAUGAUGAGGAAGGUGCUUGGCCGGUGCUAAUUGAUGACUUUGUUGAAUGGGCACAGCCCCAGGUUCGUCAGUACAACAAUAUCCCAUUAUCAUUUUCUAAUUAAUUUUUAUUUAUUUUUCAAUUUAUUAAUAAUAUUUAAAAUAACAAUUGAAAGAUGUACUUUUUAUGAAAAAGUAUCAGACAGUGGUGUUAGUAAAACUAUCAUUUUUGUUAGAUAAUUUUAUCAUAAUUUUUUUUUGUUGACUUUAAUGCAUUUUUUCUUUUUCUUUUUCUCAUAAAUUGCUCAAUCAUUACGAUUUUCUUUUUUUUCUUUUUUUUUUUUCUUUUCACGUCAACUUUAUAUGGUACUUUUUCGUUUAAAUAUGUUCUUCAAAUAGAUAAUAAUAUCUUUAAAAUUUUAAUACACACUUGCAUAAUAUUUAAACUUUGAAAUCUUUGAAAAAUCAAAAAAAAAAAAAAAAUUAACUCUACAUUCUAGCAUCAUUAAUUAACAAUAGAAAAAAAAACGUUCUUGUAUUUUUCUACGUGAAAAAAAUUCAAUUGAUAUAAUUUUUGUUUUUGAAUUGAACUAAAUUAUCAGUUUCUUUUUUUUCAAACAAUUUAAAAUGAUUUUGUUUUUCUAUAUCCAAGCAUACGUUAUAUUUUUUUUUUUUUCUCAUCACAUUCAAUAAUAUUUUUAAUUAAAAUAUUUGUCAAACUGCGAUAUACUUAACAUGAUUUAUUAUUUUGAAGAAGUAGCAAAUUAAAAGAGAACAAAGAAAAACAUAAUUAAAUUUAAGUAGAAAUUUUUAGUAAAUAAUCUAUGAAAAAAUGGUGAUAAUAAUACACAAUUAUACAGACACAUGCACACAUACACCAAUAGUUUUUAGUAAUAAUAAAUCAUUGAGUUUAGCUAAAAAUAAUUAACAAAAUUACUAUAAAAUAUAUCAAAAAAAAAUAUAAUUAUUCCGAUUAUUUCUUAAAAUUAAAAUCUUGCUUAAUACAUCGUGUCCAGCAACAAAAAUAUUUUCGAUGAGAUUUAUAUUUUUUAAAGAAAAUCAGAUAAUUAUUAAAAAAAAAAAAAUAACAACUAUAAUUAUACAAUUAAAUUGAAAAAAAAAAAAACACUUUUUAAAGUUCUAAACUCUGUUAUAAAUUAUUAUCGGAGAUUGCAAUAGUAAAAAUUAAAAUGUUGUUGAAAGAAUUAAAAAAAAAAAAAAACUACCUUUGUAUAUAUUGUAAAUAAAAGUCAUAAAAUUUGUGGCAUUAAAAAAUACAAAUAAUUUAAUUUUUGCUGGUUCGAAUAAAACACAAAAAUUAUAAUAAAAACAACAACUAAA